AUGGAUAGUAGUAUCGAUUUCAAUAGUAUAUAUCCUAAAUGCAAAAAUGAGUAUGAAGAAGCAAAGAAUAUUUAUCGUAAUGGUACCCCAGAAAAUACCAGUUUGGGGUUUGCGUGCAGGGACAUUUGUCAAGAAUUAACCGGAAAUAGAGGUAUGUGUGGUUUUUAUAUAGACUGCUUAUAUACUGGUAGUUAUUUAUUUCAUAUAAAAAAUAAUGCAAAUAUUAAAAAAGAAGAAAGUUGUUCGUAUUACAAUUAUAAGCUAAAUAAAAUUUUUAAAAAUUUUAGUACAACGUGCACCAAUAAUGAACAAAAUUGCUACAAUAAAAUAACAAGCAAUAGAACGAAUGUAAGAAUUAAUAUACCUGAUAUAUGCAAAGAUCAUAUAAAAAAACUUGAACAGGGGACAUAUGAAAUAUUUAAUUUCAUGGAUGAGUUAUAUAUGUAUUUAUAUAAAAUACCAAGUGGUUAUUACAUAUGUCAUUAUAGGGAACCCUGUGUUAAGAUAUAUAAUAAUCUUUUAAAUAAAAGAAAGAUAUUACAAACUCAAAAUGACAGUAUUUACAAUUUGCUCGAUAGUUUUAGCAAAUUAUAUAAUAACUAUAAAAAUCACGGUUAUUACUGCAGACGAGCUCAAAAUAUAUUAGAUUCCCCUUAUGAAAGGGAUAGAAUGUUGCUUCAAGAGGAUGAGUCAAGGAAAAAAAUACAAGAGAGAAAUGAGAAAACAGAAAAAGCUCAGGACAUAGACCAGGUCCAAGAGAUGACAUCAUCUACGGUCCAACAGGUGACAUCAGAACUUGUCACACAGGUUGACACAGGAACACUGACAGGAAUAACAUUUUUAAUAAUUACAGUUGCUACAAUUAUAUUUUUUAUUUAUAAGUUUACUGUAUUUGGUUCAUUACUACAUCCUAGAGUAAAAAAACUAAAAAAAAGGUAUAAACCAAAAAGUACAGAUCAUUUCAACCUAAUAGAUUCAUUAAAAAUAUCACAGGACUUAUCAAAUCAUAAGUGUCAAAUAAAAUAUGCCUCGGAAAGUUAA
Molecule: messenger RNA, 1041 nt
Organism: Plasmodium gonderi
Lineage: Eukaryota; Apicomplexa; Aconoidasida; Haemosporida; Plasmodiidae
Product: variable surface protein
Exons: 3
Coding region: 1-1041 (346 amino acids)
Source: RefSeq, a predicted model, not a curated record